AUGUCUUUUGAAGGUGCACCACCAGCACCAGCACAUGCACACGCAACCUCGUCCAACUGGGCAAGCACGCAUAUAUCCCUCGAACCCAUUCCCUGGGGUCCUCUGUCCCGAGACAGAUCCUCCAUCUUGCGUGAUGCGCCUCGCUUGAGGGAUGUCGCGUCUGCAGCGCAGGAGACCGAUGAGCUUUUGCGGGGUGGGCAAGAUGAGGAGGAGGAAGAGGGGGCAGGGGAGGAUGGAGCGUUGCUGAGAGACACGAGCGCGGCACAGGCGGCUGUGCAGAGGGAUGGGCUGAUUUGGGAUUUGUAAGUGGACAGUGCCUAGAAGCAAAGUCCGGCCUUGUUUCAUCUUGCGCGCUCAAGACCCGCAACCUCCCCCCCUCGCACCCCCACACACACACACACACUUUCUCUCUCCUUUGACGCGCCCUUGCUAAACAGCUCGUCCCACCAAGCACCACUGUCGGACCGGGUCGCUCAAUUGUGGGCCGCCAGAGGAGCCUUUGAUAAGUUGGAUGUGGGAGAGCUAAGGAAGAAAGUGCACAAGCAGGAUAAGCGCAAACGGAGAAGACUACUCAGGGCUGCUCAAAAGGCGGGAAAUACAGUGGUGGAUGAGGACGAUGAUGGUGAUGAAGACGACGAGAAGUCGAAGCAGGAGAAAGACUGGGGAAUCCCGCCGGAGCAAGAGGAUGAGAAGGAGGGAGAUGGACUUUUACAUUCACGUACAGAUGAAGAUCAGAAGGAUCACGCUGCUGGAACUGCACAGAGCAAAGAAAGACAGCAGAAAACGUUAGAUCCGCAGCAAGUGCAGAACCUCAAGGGUCCAAUGUUGGCGGAGCUCAAGUGAGUCUGAUCGAGUCUAAUCUGCACGACGUGCCGAUCCAUUGGCACCUCUUCUGAAGCUUUCGCUUACCCGCACACGUCAUCCGUUGCACGCCACCCACACACACCCUCGCUCGCUCGCUCGCUCUUCAAAACCUCGCUUGCGUCGCACUACCAAAAAGUUACGCACAAGAAUCAAUUUAUUCUGCCCACUGCGCAGUUUCUUUAAUCCUCCUCUCUCGGCCCACGCAAAUUUCUUCCGGCUCUUCCUCGACAGGCCUCGGUCGUCAAGGCUCCGAAAGGGGUACACCUCUGCCCAGGGAAAGGGAAGGGACUGCCACUUCCACGCGAGCUGGCGCAGGUGCAGGAGCGGCAGCAGCAGCAGCAGCAGCGGGAUGGGCUGGCAGAGGUGUUUCUGCGGCUCAACCGGGCACCGCGAUGGCUCUGUUCGAAGAGACGGGACUUGAGGCGGAACACGUAUCUGUUGAGCUGCUUGGAUCUUUCCAACCUGAUGCUUCUGCACAGGCCGAGGACGCAUCGGAAGGCUCCGUUUAUAGCUCCUCGGACGAGGGAGCUGAGAGAAGUGGUCAGAACAAGGACAGAAAAGGCGUCCUUGGCAAGAAGAAGGAGAGAGGCGCAGAAGAGCAGGAAGGUGAAGAGGCGGAUAGUUUGUAUUCAGCCAAGAGGAACGCGAGAUAUCUUCGCGAAAACGAUGACAAGCUUUCAAAGGAGCAGAUGGAAGAUCGAACGAAAUCUCUAGUCAUUUCUGCGCAAGCUGCUCGAGAUGGGAUAUUGGGCGCCAUUGGGGUUUUGCGACGAGGAGCACGAGAAUUGGAUCAAGUGUGCGCUCAAAAAGCAUCGCCGACGUCAGGAUCCACUCUAACCAAAGGCCUGGGCGAGGGAUCAAAUGUGCGAGAAGAAGGUUCAGGAGCUACGUAUGCUGAUCGACGUGGAACACUGAGCGCUGCAGAGAGGGAAGCGAACAGAUGGGAAUGCUUGGCGAGGGUUAAGAGCUGCGAUUGGACCUUGAGCGGAGUGGCCAAUGCGGAUCUGGAUGUGGUGCUGCAAGAUGAAGAAGAGGCACCUGAAAGGGAGGGGCGCGCAGCCCUUACCACUCUGAUUGAAGCCGACAGGAACAAGGGAGCUAGGGAUGCGUGGAUCGGCUGGGCUAUCACUGAAGGUGAGUGCUUCCCACUCUUUCGUCUUUCUUUGCCUCGCCGUGAGCGUGGAGAAAUCGCAUGCCACGACAUGACGGGUUGCUUCGACCGUUGCGACGCGGGAAUGAAACGACUGACGAGAUCGUUUUGGUACAUACUCUUUCUCUUCAACCACCGCCUCGCGUACUCAUGCUGUUUUACUGAAUCACUGGAACUUUCGACUCGACCCUGACGCACGACAUGCAGCUCAUGCGGACUACAAACAGCGCUCGCUCGCAAGGGUUCAUUCUGCCGAAGUGUGGAGCCCAUCCGCUGAAGCUGCCGCGUCCGACGCGCAGCGCAAAGAGGAAAUGAGCGAGAAGCUGGAGCAAAAGGAAGAGAGUGAGGGACGCGUGCCUGCUCCAGUGUCCUUUGUCUAUCGUCCGAACAAACGCUUGCAAGUCAGCUUUGAGCUAAGCUGCACUGGUGGUAGUCUGCCCGAACAGCUCGAGGCUCGACGUCGCGAUGCUGAUGGGCAGGAGAAAGUGCGGAACAUGCAUGUGGACGGACAUGGGAAAAGAAGAACGCUCUUCGUCUCUUCUGAUGCGAACGUGCCUGCUCGGUGGCAGAGGUCGAAGGCUGGAGAUGAAGCGAGCAUGACGAGACGAGAAUUGAACGAGGCUCAGCUUGAGCUUGCUGAUGAGGAGCUAUUUGGCAAUGUGAGUGCACACUGCGGAUGGUCGAGCUUGCGCUGCGUUACCUCUUCACCAUUGCUCGUACGGCGCGCCGUGCAUCCUGUCCCUUGCUGACUCUUGUCGAAUGCUCGGCCGGUCUACUGGGCGCGUCGCGACGCCUUAGCUCGUCAGCGAAGCUCGCGCACUUUCGAAUAGGGGAGAAGCGCACGUCAAGAUCACUACUUCUUCAUUGACGAUAUUUGUGAGCAAUCAAGUCAGCAUGCUCAUCGAGCUAGUGAGUUUGCGAGGACGCUUCAAUCAAGCUCCUUUUCCUUCUUUUGUAGCCCACGUCCGAGAUCGUCUUGCUCAGACUUUGAUGAUCGCAAUGCUCCUCCUCAGAUACCCACGCGAUCUCCACAAUCAUUCGACAAGCCCACUUCACCGACAAUGAAAGAUGAUGCGGCUCCGAAGGGCGACGAAGUGCAGAAUAUUGAACGUGUCGCUUCCGCCAUGCCCGAUGCGAUCCUCGGCUUCUUGCGUUUGGGCCUGGUAGGCAGGUACAAGGACAGAGCCUGCGGCUCAUCAGCCUUUGGCUCACGUCGGGCUUCGCAAGGCAAGAUUGAGAUGCUGCACCCCUUGCUGAGUGUACUAAGGCUUCUCAAGGUGAGUUCGCGUGCAGUAUUGUCGCGCUCCCAUGUUCCCCUUGUCGCAACGGCAUUGGACCUGACAACUCUUGUCAUUUGCCCAUUCCUUUUUUGUGCUGUCUUUGCCUUCUUUUCCCGUCUGUCUUUAUUCCUCUGGCUGUUGUGCGAAACUUGGUCCAGCUUCGAAGUGGUGUAUUUGAACGCGUACAGACUCUGAUGGAGAGUUUCGAAAGUCGAACGGCGAAAAGUGGUCGCGUACGAUUGGAACAGAGCGCGGUCACGUUCAAAUCUUUUGGGAAGAAGACUAGUAAACUGGCACGGGCUGAACGAGCAGAGGGGAGCGAAGAGGGUGGAUGGGUUUCGAGAGUGUUUGGCGGAAGAGCGCUGGGUGCUUUCACGAGCUUACAGAGUCACUUGGCACUGCACGUCGAUGAUGAGUGAGUUUGAUAUGUGCCAGAACUUGGAAAGGGCCUCUGCUUGGCCCCCCCGCUUUUUUACUUUUGGCCACUUUGAGAGCUGAACAACUCUUGCCACCGCUUGUCGAUUCUUGAACUCGACUAUAGAAUGGUCGCAGUCGUAUCGACAUCAUUCCCGAGCAACAUCACUUUGCACCUCCAAUUUCCACCCGCUCCGACGCAUCUACAGGCCGCUGCAGCUUCGAACAAGUCGGCCCAUGAUCCAAAGGACGACGAGAGGCCUGAAAGCGCGGCGCAGAGACUGGACAAGGCUUGCGAUCAGGCUGGAACAUGCAUCGACGCGCUCGGACUCGACACGGCUCUGGAAUUACUUGAGCAUGAAGUUUCUCGCAGAUUGCGAAUUCGAGAUUGA
Molecule: messenger RNA, 4100 nt
Organism: Ceraceosorus bombacis
Lineage: Eukaryota; Fungi; Basidiomycota; Exobasidiomycetes; Ceraceosorales; Ceraceosoraceae
Source: the annotation of a GenBank genome assembly